Molecule: messenger RNA, 1752 nt
Organism: Bipolaris victoriae FI3
Lineage: Eukaryota; Fungi; Ascomycota; Dothideomycetes; Pleosporales; Pleosporaceae
Exons: 2
Coding region: 1-1752 (583 amino acids)
Biological process (GO): proton transmembrane transport
Cellular component (GO): membrane
Molecular function (GO): antiporter activity
Source: RefSeq, a predicted model, not a curated record
AUGGCUGCCGAGUCUGCCGAAACGGCGCCUUCCCUACCUUAUCACGAACCAGAUAUCAUCACAAUCCUCAUCCUCACUUCCUUCCUGCUGUUACUGAACGUCAUCAAUUCCGUAUUUGACAAAUUUCUCUACUGUGGUCUCCUCGGUCAAAUCGCAGUCGGCAUUGCAUGGGGCACUCCAGGCGCGAAGAUACUUUCGUCGAAUGUCGAAGAUGCGGUGGUGCAGUUGGGAUAUCUAGGGUUGCUAUUACUUGUGUUUGAAGGUGGCCUACAUACCUCGUUCCAAUCGCUAAAAGCGAAUCUGCUAUUAUCAUCUGGUGUCGCGUUGACGGGAAUCGCCUUGCCAGUGGGUUUGUCGUAUACCCUCCAAGGCUUACUCGACGCGACGCCGUUGCAAGCUUUUGCUGCGGGAGCAGCAUUGUGUUCAACCAGCCUUGGCACUACGUUCACGGUUCUAGCGUCGAGCGGUUUAUCGUCGUCCAGAUUGGGCGUUGUGCUGACGAGUGCGGCUAUGAUGGAUGAUGUUGUGGGACUCGUCAUGGUGCAGGUGAUUUCUAACUUGGGUGGAAGCAACUUUAGUUGGGUUGUUGUUGUGCGCCCGGUUCUUGUGUCAGUAGCAUUUGCGCUGACUGUACCUGUUGCUUGCCUCUUCAUUGCGAGACCGGUUACUCUACGGCUUAAUAAGUACCGUGAAGCUCACCCAAACGAGGCCCUGGAUAAGCUUUUGCGGAAGCCUCAGACAGCCUUUGUGCUGCAUACUCUACUCUUGGUUGGCCUGAUCGUUGGUGCGACGUAUGCUGGGACUUCGAACCUAUUCGCCGCGUACAUCGCUGGAGCAAGCAUCAGCUGGUGGGACUCUGAAGUGGCUCAUCCUGUUGUCAAGACGACAGUACAUGGGGCUGCAGCUGUUGGUGAACAGAGUACAGUACCUACCGAUCCUUCUCCAGAGCCGUCGAACGGCUCACAAGGCUCUGAUAAUAUCCAAAACUCUACGCAAAGUACAUCUACCCUCAAAGCCAAAAAAGAGCACAAGACUCCAUCGGAAACACAGCCUGUUGAAGCAUCGAGUACAUGUAAUGGCGAUGAAGACACAUCUGGAUCCACCAUUUAUCACCGAUACUACUACCCCGCUGUCUCCAAGAUCCUCCAGCCCUUUUUCUUCGCCUCCAUCGGCUUCUCCAUCCCAAUCACCCGCAUGUUCAGAGGCGCCAUCGUGUGGCGCGGUUUCGUCUACACUAUUUUGAUGCUCCUUGGCAAGAUCGCUUGCGGCUUCUGGCUCGUCCGGUUCUCUAUCGCACCAGCUAAAGGUAAUGUUAGCCGUGUAUUAUCCAAACUUAAACAGCUGUAUGUUCCGCAUUUCUGGUCCAGAAGCACGAGCGCAGCAACGCCUGGGCCGAACAGCGCAAGAGAACCGACCACAAGCACAUCAACGCGCGCUUCACCGAACCCGCCAAAACCGUUUUCACUUCAUCCUCCCCUCAUCAUCGCUCUUGCAAUGUGCUCACGCGGUGAGAUUGGGUUCCUCAUAUCCGGUGUUGCGGAAUCGAAAGGCAUCUUUUCCUCACCCAAUGACGUCUCGACUGACUCGUCAAAUAUCUUUCUUGUGGUGACGUGGGCGAUUGUUCUUUGUACGAUUAUCGGCCCCUUGGGUGUUGGGAUGUUGGUUCGGAGGGUGAAGACGCUGGAGGAGCGCAAGAAUCGAGUGCAUCAGGGGAGUGGGAGGGAUGUGCUUGGUGUUUGGGGUAUGCAGUGA